Molecule: messenger RNA, 11506 nt
Organism: Anastrepha ludens (Mexican fruit fly)
Lineage: Eukaryota; Metazoa; Arthropoda; Insecta; Diptera; Tephritidae
Gene: bin3
Product: 7SK snRNA methylphosphate capping enzyme bin3
Exons: 8
Coding region: 4289-8947 (1552 amino acids)
Biological process (GO): snRNA modification
Molecular function (GO): RNA methyltransferase activity; O-methyltransferase activity; snRNA binding
Source: RefSeq, a predicted model, not a curated record
AUCCCUCGUUGCAGUAUCCCCAUGUUUUUAGUAACGCGCUCUCAAAUUUUAUAAUUUUUUCACGCUGUUCGCCAUGCUGAUUUGGUGUCAGUAACUGAAAUAUAUACAGGCUUGACAGAUGCCGCCAAAAUAAUGUGGUCGCCAGUGAACAUUGACCCAUUGCUAUUGGAAAUACCUGCCUGUGAACUUUUGACGAAAGAAGUUUACCUGAAUUUAGCACUGUUUAACUCAAAGCCUCGUUUUUCAUAUAAAAGUUUCAUGUGAUGAUUGGUGUGCUUGGCGAUUUUUUGCAAAAUUUUUACCAAAAGAACCGUGAUGUGAGUGAAUCUCGAGCGAUUGAAAGAAAGUCAGCGACGAUCAAAAGGAUCCUGAGGACCUGACACGGGUAUAAGUUUAUGACAUCGAAGUCGAAGCGCAAUCAGCCCAAUGGAAGUGGCCAGGAGAGUCAAGACCGAAAAAAGCGUGACAAGCUCGGAAAAUUGUGAAGGUUUUGCUCACUAUUUUCUUCGAUUUUGUUUGGCGUGGUGCUUCGUGAGUUCUUGCCUGAAGAUUGUGCUGCCAAUGGGGAAUAGUAGUAUGAAUUUAUAGACUAUUUAUCUACGUGGAGCAGAAUGAAAAACGCUCUGAAUUGUCCACUUGUGCAUUUGUUAGUCAUCAUUAUAUUAUUCCAGCUCAUACGACGAUGCUUGUUUGUGAUUUUCCGUGAUAUUCGCCUAAAACAACCUUGCAAUCAUUCCUCAGCCACUACAUUCCUAUUUUCAAAACGAAAACGACGCAUAAAACGACAUAGAGAUUUGUAUUGAUUUGACAGAUAAAGGAAGAGCUAAAUGUAAUGCCAUAAAAAUUAUAUCCGAACUGCCCUUAAAAUGGGAAAAAUUACUGGCACAAAUGUGCCUAAUCAAAAUUUUUGUUAGUGACAGUGCUGGGCUUUUUCUUUCAUUUAAAAAAUUCCAGCAUUUAAAUUUAAAUUUGAAAAGGGCGAGCCAAGAAGCACCGAGAGAAUCUUAACUCCUAAAACACUCAGACUAAAAAGCAAAUUGCAAUUAUACUUGAAGCUCUGGAAGGUAAAAAGAUUGACAGUCAAGGAGGAAAGAAGAGAAGUGACAGAGAGAAAGAGAUGAAUUAGAAUAGAGACAGAGAUAGAGAUAGCUAGACCUGUGAGAAUUUUCCAGAUUCGAGCAUUUACUUUGUGUGGAAGAAAAAAAUAUAUCAAAAAAAAAAAAUGUUAAAAAACAAAUGUCAAUGGCGAAAGAAAAAUGUCAAAAAUCAACGGUAUUUUGUACUCAUUUAAACGUUGCACUUUGUUAUACUAUAAUUUAUUGCACUAUAAAACUGCUUACCCAGAUAAAUUCUCAAAUUCUGGUCAAUAAUUUGAUGAGAAUUUUGAUGAAUUUUUGAAAAAUUGUGUUCAAAGUAUGAGACUUCACGUGAAAUGAUUUUUGUUGUACUUUGAACUAUACUUUAAUAAAAAAAUAGUAGUGUGCUUAUAACUCUGCAACCGGCUUUAUAUGAAAAGAAAUCGCAGGGGUUCGAAUUAAGAGUGGUUAGGGCACUUUUCUAUAUGUAUGUACUCGUAUGUAAAUGAUAUGCAGCUACAGUGAACAAUGGCCGAUCACCAGUUUGAAAUUUUAUUAUUCAUACGGAAUUGCCGUUUUGCUAAUGAUUUGUUUCUUAUUUCAAAGCAAAUAUUUUCCAAUUUCGGUUUACGACGUAUCAAAAGUCAAUUUCUGUGUAAUGCAAUAUCUCCAUUGUAGCUUUUCGACAGAGCUUCAACCGGGUCAUAACUUGACUUACAUACAUACAUACAUACAAAUACGUAUUUCCCAAGAACAAUUUUAAGCAACAAAUAAAUUUGUAAUAAAAACGCAUAAAAAAUUGAGUUCAUAUUCAAUUUAGGCGCAAAUGACCUUCAACACAGAGACAGAGCACAAUAUUUACCGACACACGACGACUAUAAAUAUUUUCAUAAAAAUAUGGGUGCUAACAUAUUGGUUCUAUGAAACCAUAAAUGCCAAUGUGCUACGCACGUACGAGAGUAAACAAUAAUAAAUUAUAGCUGAAAAGGAAGUGCACUGAUGAAGCGUAAGCGGGGAAAAGGAGAUAAGAGAGUACGAAUGAGAUGGGGAGAGGUCAGUCAGUCAGUCAGUCAGCCAGUCAGCCAGCGAGCAUAUAACAGACAACAAUAAAAAGUUGGAAAAGAGGAAAAACACAUAAAAACUAAAUGGCAUACAAAAUGCAUCAUAAAACGUGAGAUGGACAUGAGCAUGGACGAGACGAGACGAACAUGCAGACCGACAGGCGAACAAGUGGACAUACGAACAUUGAACGGAGUUGAGCGAUGGAUGGAUGGAUGUAUGAGUUGAUAGACGAUUUAGAUUGGGAGUGGCGUAGAGAGUGAAGCUGCGUGCAAACAUUGUUGUUGAUGUAAAAAAGAGGCCCCAUAGGCGCCUGCCAGCUUCAAGUGUCCGCAGGCUGUUCAAGUAGUUGAGUGAAUGCAUGGGCUAUGCAGCAACAAUGUCAAAUGCAAUGCUCAAACAAACGAAGCAAUCAAAGUGAAUUCACAGCGAAUAAAUUGAGCUGCAAUUGAUAGUCAGCGAUGAGGGUGGCUAGGGUAGUGGGUGAAGGUGAGAUUUGUAGAGAGCGCGGAGGUUAGUUAACUGCAAAUGUAAUAAAUUUACUGCUAGGUGGGAAAGCACACCAGCUGACAGCCACAAAUGGUGCAAGUUUCAUUUAUCGGCAAUAACAAUAACAAAACAAAGCACAGGCAUUAAAAUGCAUUUGGAAAAAUCGUGCCUACCCAAUUUAUUGCUGAGCCAUUUGAGCAAAUAAACAGAGCAUUAUAAAUGAGCAGCGCGAUUGAAUUAUGAUUGGUGCUGGUGGUGGAGGGGAAAGAGAUCAUGAAUCCUGGGCUCUGGGCAGCACGUGAAGGAAGUAAAAGGCGCUAGCAAGGAAAGGUGUUUUGUGCUUUUGUUGUAAAAGUGUUGGGUAUGAGUGCGCAGAGACUUGAAGAUUUUGUACUAUAACACCGUACAGUCCACCCACUCGUUGGCAGAUGAACUAAGCGGAAAGCGGCGCCUUUUAAAAGCUAAGCGGCGCAAAGUAAUCACAAAAUCACUGCGGCUGUAGAUACAGCAAGAGCGAGCUACAGCAUACCGCACAGUCUACAUUUUGUCCAUAGUCACUGUGGACGACGGAAGCGGAAGCUGAUUUCAAGCGGAAGAAACGUAGUCAUCUAACGGAAGUUACAGCGAAAGAAGAAAAGACAAGAAAAAUAAACAGUGUAGUGAGUGAGUAAAAAAUACAGAAGACGACCAGUAGCUUUACAAUUUGAAAAACAAGUGAACAAUUCUUAAGCUGAUUUUUUAGCAUUAAAACUGGCAUAAGCUAGCACACCCAAAAGUAGGCAACAAAUGCAUAGCAACCCAAGUGACGAACGAGCAACGUUGAUGUGUAAUAAAGUGUAUGCCAUUCUAGCGUGAAAUUUAAUUAAAAUGCAAAUAACACAAAAGUGAAGUGAAGCGCAGCGUAGAAGAGAUAAAGAGAAGAAAGAGGAAGUUUAAGAAUUGAAGAAUAAAUAAAGUGACUUAAAAGUGUGCAUCGGGCGCCGUAAGUAGCCUGACAAGCAAGCAGCAGGCGGUGAACGGCAAGACUCUUCAAGUGUACUAUUGUGAAUUGAAGUCGACGCUUGAUUACUAAGGCGUGACCUAAAAAAUUUGAAAAAAAAACCAAAAAAUAAAAAACAAAGCAACCAAACGCAACUGAUAACUGAGUGAAGAGAAUUGGCGAAGCGCAAAGUUUAGUCGUUUAAGCGGACGCAAGCGACAACACACCGACAUUCCAACGGUCAAUGUAAUUGAAUCAAAACGUCAAUGACAAGUGCAAAGUUGCGCUACAAAAAAGUGAAGAAGAAGAAAAAGUAAAAAAAAACUGUUUAGGAACGGCCGACGAAAAGCUGAGUGCAGCAACAAAAGUUGAGCAAAGUGGAAAAGUGUAGAAAAAGUGCCUAAAACUUGACUACAAAAAUGUGACGUUUUGGGAGCAAAUAAAACCUGUAAAAAAUAAAACCUAAAAAAAGGAAAAACAAACAAUUAAGUUUUAUGUUGAAUAGUUGUCACUCUACUUAAGCAUAGCAGUUCUGGCAAUUUACCCGUACAACAACUUUGCGCAAAGCGAAGUGAAUUUGCAAAUUAAAUAUUGAGCCCGAAAGUAUGCAGUGAAGAGCACCGUAACAAGUGAAAAAAGACACAAGCAACAAAAACAGUUUCUGAAAGUGAAUUCAAUCUGAACUAUGGAAACGCGCAGCAAGGACGCUUGUCAAACGGCUGCUGCCGAUUCCACAACAGUAAUUAGUGUGUUGUCUGCAAGUCAGAACAGUGAAAAUUGUAGUGCCAACUCUAUUGGUAUACAACAACCACAACAACAAAGACAACAAACCGGCGUCAUCAAUGCGCCACCACCGCCACCACCACAGCAACAACAACAGGUGAGCAGCACAAGCAGUGCGCCGAAAACUAACUCGCCGACGCCAACAAACAGUGGCCCCAACAACAACAGCAGCAGCAAUAAUAACAAUAACAAUGCAACAAAUAAGACCAAAUCACAACAACAGCAACAGCAAUAUCAUCAAUUUCGUGCACCACAACAAUUUGUGCGCCAUCGUCGCGCCACCAUCCCCGUUACGUUGGUCAAUAAGAAAGGCAAAACAUGGAAUAAGCGCCAACAGCGUGGCGCGAAGCAGCUACAACAACAACUGCAACAGCAAAUGCUACAAAGUGGCAAUGCCGUCAUUGGCGCUGGAGAUGGGAUAUCGGUAGCGACUGGGGCGAGCGCCACAAGCAAGGCUGACCUCGAGAAUAUACAGAAUUUUAAGAAUCAACUUGGCGGCCAUCAUUAUUAUCAGCAUGGGGGUGGUGGUGGCGGUGGUGUCGGGCCUGGCGGAGGUGGAGGACAUCGCGGCAUAGUUGGCGUGAACCCUGCCGGUGGCGGCAGUGGCGCGGGCGGGACUGGAGCUGGUGCAUCGGGCAAUGGCUUACCGCCGGCCGCAUUAGCCAACCUAGAGAAACUGGGUUAUGGCCAUGGUCAUGUAAAAAUGCACAAAAAGCUGUUGGUUCAUAGGGGUCCGGGCAACCAUCAUCAUCACGUGCUUUGCGCCGGCUCGGCACACAACACCAUCGGCGGCAAUGCAAACUCGAAUUGUUGUCUUGUGAAUGGCUGCAAUGGUGGCGGCGGUGGUCACCCAAAUGGAAAGGACACUGCGAACGGCAGCACAAAUAGCUCACAGUCUGGCAACACCGCCAACUCACUCCACUAUUGCUGCUCCAGAUCUAAAUUUUUUCUGCCAGAUAAACGCACUCGAAAGGAGGUCAUCAUACCGCCUACUAAAUUCUUACUUGGCGGCAAUAUUUCUGACCCGCUGAACUUGAAUUCGCUACAAAACGAGAAUUCGAAUGCUUCGUCAAACAGCAAUACGCCAGCGACCACACCACGUCAGUCGCCGAUUACCACACCACCCAAAGUGGAAGUAAUCAUACCGCCCAACAUACAUGAUCCCCUGCAUUUGCUCGAUCCUGUCGAUUCCAUGGAGUAUGAGAAGCAGCUGACAUCACCAAUGAAGCGGAGCGGCCAACGUGGCGGGCACGCACAUCACCACAGCGCCAAACAUCGUCAUCGCAAGAAUCGCAAGAGCAAGCGACGCCGUCAUGAUUCAUAUCAAUCAUCCGUGGGCAGUGCGUCCAUUGGCGAUAGCGACAUGUCCGCGCUGGCCAACAGUACACUAACCACUGAUGCGGGCAGUAUUAAUUUAACUUCACUUUCAUUGUCCACAACGCUUUCGGUCGCUUCAUUAUUGGACAGUAGUGUCAAUUCCAGUGGGCCAGUAGGGGAUGGUGUGAAAGGCAACUUGAACACCAUUAGCAACGAAGCUCAGUUGGUGAGCACGUGCGAGAAUGCGCCAGCUGAGUACCGUCAACAGCUGGAAGAGCGCGAAGAGAGCAAGACGUUGGACUCAGCAGCAGUUGACAUGGCAUGCGUAGCUGAGGAACGCUUGGGCCAACGGAACAGUAAAAGCACAUCGCCAAUAAAACAGUUCGCCAACGUGGUAAAUUCAACAUUCUCUGGCGCGUCUUUGGGUGCGGGCGAAGCGGUGCCAAGCGGUGGUGUGGGAGUGCUGGCAGCAAGUAUGGCCGCUGUUGCGACAACAGGGAGCGGAGUCGCGGGGGCAGUGUGCGGUAGUGCGGGCGGCGCAGAGGCUCUCGCUAGCGCUAGUGCUGGUGGUUUGUUUUUGCCGCGCGAACGCGCCAAUCGAGAUUUGCGUUUGGAAUUGAAUGCAACAACGUUGUCGUCGUUGAGCGGCAGCACGUGCGGCAGCGGAAUAGGCAUUGGUGGCGGAAGGAAACGCAAGAUAAGCGAGAGCAAUAACUCGCAGAAAAACAAGAAAUUCCAUCGCGAUGCCAUGGAUAAGAUCGUCAGUCCGGUGGUGCCACAACCCGGUGCCUGGAAGCGACCGCCACGUCUUGCAGCCACAGGCGCACGAAAGCCCACGCGGCGCUCCACAUCAAUUAGCGAAACGGACGUGCUGAGUCCAGCAGACGAGGUCGCCAAGCCGCUGAUGAACGAAGCCGAUUUAUUGCGCGUCGAAACGCCUGACUUCAGCAAGCUCGAAACAAUUUCGGAAGUGGGACUAGCUAGUCCGCUCAGCACCACAUCAGGCGCCACUUCGGUUGCCGCUGGUGAACAGGAAUCACCGAUGGACACAAGCGCUGGCGAUACUUCGGCCACAAUGCCGACUGAGGAUUGCCCAGCAGCAGGCGAUGCUGCAAAAAGUGUCGCAGAUGUCCCAACCGCCUCCACUUCCAUUGCGCAGCUUACAAAACUGCCACAUUUCCGCGCCGAUGGCGUUAAGUAUCAGUAUGGCAACUACGACCGCUACGUUGGCUUGCGACAUCUCAAUGAGCUGGUGGAUGUGCGUCUGCAAGUAUUCCAGCGCCACUUGGAGCUCUUCAAGAAUAAAGACAUACUCGAUAUUGGUUGCAAUGUGGGCCAUAUGACCAUCACAGUGGCGCGUAAUUUUGCGCCCAAGUCUAUAUUAGGCAUUGAUAUCGAUAGGAAGUUGGUAGCGCGCGCGCGACACAAUCUCGCCUUGUAUGUGCGCAUACCAACGGAGCCGGCGGUCAAGGCGCUAGAUGCGUCUGCAAGCAUUAAGAAGGAAGAAGAAAAGGGCGAAAUGAAAAACGAGAAAGUGGCAGCGAGCAGCGCAGCCGGCGAAAUAAAGACAGAAACUGUAAGCACAAAAGAUACUGCCAAUUCCGCUGGAGACAAAAUGGGCCCAGCAGCCGAUACCAGCAUAAAUAAACCAAAAAAGACGCGUCGUCGCAAGAAGUCGAAACACCCCACACAACAGUUUGGGCAGCAGCAGCAGCAGCUGCUACAACACCAACUACAGCAGCAACAACAACAACAUCAUCAUCACCACCAUCACCACAUGCAUCACCACCACCACAACCAUUACCAUUACCAACAACAGCAGCAAGCAUUGCAUGUUCCUGCUACUGAUUUAUUCCCCGUGUCAUUUCCACUCACCUACGGCGUCAUACCAACGGGAAAACCUACCGCCUCCAACGCGACAGCCGAUGCUCAUUCGCCCAGUGCGUCUAUAAACACACCUGGCCAUGCGAGCAAUGCUACACCAGGCAGCGGAGGCGGUGGGGCAGCAAAUCGCAAGCGUAAAAACGAAUUUCCGCGGAAUGUAUUUUUUCGCCAUCAGAAUUAUGUGUUGGAAGAUGAGGCACAGCUGGCAAACGACACGCAGCAAUAUGAUCUCAUACUUUGCUUGUCGGUAACAAAGUGGAUACACUUGAAUUUCGGUGAUGCUGGACUGAAGAUGACCUUCAAGCGCAUGUUCAACCAACUGCGACCCGGUGGGAAGUUGAUAUUGGAAGCGCAAAAUUGGGCGAGCUACAAGAAGAAGAAAAAUCUAACGCCUCAAAUCUAUCACAACUACCGCAACAUUGAAUUCUUUCCCAACAAAUUCCACGAGUAUUUGCUUAGCUCUGAGGUCGGUUUCAGUCACAGCUAUACGCUGGGUGUGCCACGCCACUUAAGCAAAGGCUUUUGUCGUCCCAUACAGUUGUACGCCAAAGGCGAUUAUACACCAAAUCAUAUACGCUGGAGUGACGCAUACUACCCACAGACACCGUUCGAAGCUUAUCGUGGCAUUUACGCCACAAUGCCACCGCGUCCUGCGGGUCUAGCAUCGUAUGCCAUGUCAUCGACACGCAGCCAGGCAUAUGACACACCACACUACACGGGCGGCACCUCCGGCCCGUACAGCUGCCAUCAAACGCCCCAGCCCAUUUACAAUCCGUUGGAGACCGACUCGUAUUUACCCUCCUACGACAUAGGAUACCUAAACCACAUGUACGUGUUUGCCUCGCCCCUCUACCAAACCAUUUGGUCACCACCCGCUAGCUUGCGUAACAGCUCCUCGCACACACCCGUCUUUGGGAGUGUGCGAGAGGCCGAAUUGGAUGGCGAUGGUGGGGGUAGUGGCGGUGGUGGCAGUUACCAUCGACACGUGUAUCCACCCAACGAAGACACAUCAUCGCCUAAUGCAAAUGCAGGCGGUGCAUUCAGUUCAAUACGCGAUGCAGAUACCGAUGAUUCGAAUCAGUUGCCUGCUGGUGGUAUGCAACAUGUCUAUGCGACCAACUGUGGUGAGAGCUCAUCGUCGCCGCAGGUGCAACAUAACAAUGACUCUGAUGCAUUGGUUGAGGAUGCACUAUUGUUGGACGAUGAGCAGCACGUGGGGCAGGGACAAGGUCAGGCGGUGGUAGCGGGAGGCGGCACUGUUGCGAAUGUCACUGGCACUGGCAAUGGCGAGCUGCAUGUGGCGAGUGGUGCUGUGGGCCAAGAAGGCGGUCAGCAUUACUGUGAUUUAAAUGAUGCUUAAGUAGUUUUGAGUUUUCUUUCUUUGUUUUCGGAGCGACGAAUUUCUAGAAAUGUGUGUAGAGUUUUUGAAUGCGGGUGUUUUGUGUGGAGCGAACAAACACGCUAAAGACGCUUAUGAAAACCAUUAAAAUAUAAGGAGAUACAUAAUAUUGGCAGACUAAAUCGAUAGAAGCCGAAGCUAAAAAUUUUGAAAGUUGUAGAGGUUUAAACUUUUUUUUUUUAAUUGUGCUGUAGCGCUUUAGCUUUUUGAGUAUAGUUAAAAUAAUAUACAAAGAUUUUUUUAUUUAAUUUACAAAAAAGAAAAAACGCACACCACAGCUGGCGCUAAACAUAGUUUUUGGCAAAUUGUGUACAGGCUUUAAAUGUGGCGAAAAAUGCUCGCGCACGUUUUCAUUUCGCGGGGUGAAGGCGGCAAAGCGCGUAGCUAUUAUGGAAGAAAAUGUCUAUUCUUUCGUAUCUAUUGUUGGAAAAUAUUUUUUUUUUUUUGGUUUUUAUGGAACGAAAAAGACGUGCAAGUGCUUAUCUUGAGCGUUCUAAUCUAAAAUGGUUAACUGUUUGAUAGAGUUUAUUUUAUAAUUUUUUAAAUAAGCAAUUUUUCAAAAUUUAAAGCUUUGAUUUGUUACAUUCAAAAUUGUUUCCUAUAAAUUUUUAUUAUUUUGUUUUAAAUUUUUUGAGCUAAAUAAUAAUUCAAGCAAAUAUUUAAAAUUUAGUAAUUUUUACGGCGGUCGUCAUAAUCGAAUGUGCUUGCGCGUGAUUACCACUCAGUGAGGUCAGUAAGGUCAGUGAGGUCAGUUCGAAACCCACUGCAGGAUUAAAAAGUCAAAUAUUAAAAACAUUUUUUGUUUCUAAUAGCGGUCGCUCCUCCGCCUUGAAAAACCAGUUGACGGGCACGCACAUCCUUUCUGAGGGUCGAUCGCUAUUAGAAAAAUCUUUUUCUUCAUUUUGGUGUUUCACCGAGAUUCGAACCUGCGUUUUCUCUGAAUUCCGAAUGGUAGUCACGCACCAACCCAUCCGGCUAUGGUGGCCGCCAGUUGCCUUAAAACUAUAGGUGCCGUCAUUUGCGCAACAACUGCAAGGCGCGCGGCACAAAUUGGAGCAGAAGCUUGGUCAAUCACCCACUAAAGGGUGUAGGCGCUAAUUAGAUAUGUGUACAAGUGUCGUUUAAAAAGUUCGAGCAAAAAUAAAAUUCUCUUAAUGGCUUGAAGUGAACCGAUACGCGUCAGUAGUGCCAUCUCUCUGACUUUGCACCUUCGUACAGAAUACCCUCGAGUAAAAAUAAUUUCUACUACUAUUCUUCAUAUAUUCUUUGGGGGAAAAAAUAAUUUUUACUUCACCGUCUUCAUGCCUCAAGACCGCUGGUAAUAUUUACGAUUUUUUGUACCAAAUAUUUUUUUCCCAGUACACGCCCACUACACUAAGCUCUACAUAUUAGAUAUAUUUUGCCAUUUGUGAGCCAAUUACAAGAGGAAUAAAAAAGAAGAAAAAAAACGGAAAUUUAAUAAAAAAGCAAAAAUUAUUCAAAAUUAAUAUUAGUUAGUUUUGGUAAAAAACAAAAAAAUGUUUACUAGUGUUGAUUUAAAUUAGUUGAUAUUUUAUAAUCUACUUGCAUAUGCAUAUAUAUGUACAUAUGAAUCAUUUACAGUAGGUGUAGGCAUACGAUUUUUCAACUUAUUGGCAGUGUGUGUGGAGCUGCAUAGAAAGUGGAGAAAGUUAAGAGAAGAUAAGGAAGAAUUUAUUAAGGAUGCGCGUACCCCUUAAAAUAAACAAAAAUUAAAGCGUUUCAUAUUUUGUACAAUUGUUUAAAAUUUGUUGUAAUGGUUAUACAUUUUUUUAAAUUAUUACUCUAUAUUAACGACCCCACUACUUCCCUGCCACAGCGCCACACAAAAACUUCACUCGCCAGUUGUGCUUGUCUGCAUUCGAAAAACAUUAGAAUAUUCACUAUUUUUAGCAUAAAUAUAUAAACUUAGCAUUAAACUCACCAUAUAUGUUAUCAAUUAUAGUCUUAAUUAUUUAUAAAAAAAAUGUUUAUAUACACACAUACAUAUAUAUACGAGAUAAAUAUUUGUACGUUUUAUUUUAGUGUACACUAUUCGCAUAUUUAUAUACAGCAAAAAAACCAGAAAAAAAGAAAUAAAAACUUACUUGCAUAUACGUAAACAUAUUUAACAGGUAUUUGUAGCUGUUGAAAGAAUAAGAAAAAAAAUAUAUAUAUACAUACAAACUUGAAAAAUAUAUUUGCCAAUCACCCGUAAGCGGCCCAUUCGCAUAAAAAUUGAAGGCGCGCCUUAAUUGUAACAUUUUGUAAAAGUCAACGCUUUGCAGUUAAAUUUUUUCUCCCUAAACACUGAGCAGCACAAGCGAAACUUGCAGCCAAAACGUUUAACUGCCUUGACGCACUUUCAAUGUGGCACAAUUAAAGCGUUACUUCUGUGCGCGCGGGCACGUAACAAACUUAUGCGAAAAGUAACAAAAACAAGGAAAUAUUAAGCUUAAACAUACAUACAUACACACACACAUACAUGUCUAAUUAAGCUUUUAGAAGAAAAAAAAAAGAAAA